This is a messenger RNA of Centropristis striata (black sea bass), 1769 nucleotides long. RefSeq names its product phytanoyl-CoA dioxygenase domain containing 1 (gene phyhd1). Lineage: Eukaryota; Metazoa; Chordata; Actinopteri; Perciformes; Serranidae. Bases 180 to 1058 code for a protein of 292 amino acids. The transcript has 11 exons. The record is from RefSeq and is a predicted model, not a curated record.
UGUGUUGCAACGAAAGAGUCCAAUCCUUAGACAAUCCUAUUACAGCCUCUGUGCGUGGUUACACUUUAAUUGACUCGGACAUAUCACAUGGUCGGAAAUCAGCGCUGCUGGCUGUUUACCCGGAUGAUAUCUACUCGUCUGUGUCCGAGGAGCUGCUGGACCUCUCCGAGCAAACAAGCAUGGAUUUCAUGACAGAUCGGGACGUGCAAAAGUACAUGGAGGAUGGGUAUGUGGUUCUGGACGGGCUGCUGACCUCUCAGGAGUGUGAUGAGCUGAGGCAAAGGAUGGUGGAGAUAGUGGACCGGAUGGACGUACCGGAACACUGCCGGAUCACCUUCUCCACCUAUCAUGAUGAGCAGCUCAAAGAACAGGGAAAUGCUGACUAUUUUAUUACCAGUGGAGACAAGAUCCGCUUUUUCUUUGAGAAAGGAGUUUUUGACGACAAAGGGGAAUUCAUCGUACCAAAACAGCGGUCAGUAAAUAAAGUUGGACAUGCACUACAUGCCUAUGAGCCGUUGUACAAAAAAGUUACACAUUCACCCAAAAUCCAGGGAAUAGCCAAGAAGCUGGGUCUCGUCAGUCCUGUGGUCCUGCAGAGCAUGUUCAUUUUUAAGCAACCAGGCAUUGGUGGAGAAGUGACACCACAUCAAGACGCCACCUUCCUGAACACGGAGCCUCUGGGCAGAGUUAUGGGGCUGUGGAUCGCACUGGAAGAUGCCACUGUUAACAAUGGCUGCCUGUGGUUUAUCCCGGGUACACAGAACAGUGGUAUUACUCGGCGUAUGGUGCGAACCCCAAAGGGCACCUUUCCCAUGACAGACUUUGUCGGUCGAGAGAAAACCUUCGACGAUGAGAAGUUUGUUGCUGCACCUGUCAAAAAAGGUGGUGUAGUCCUGAUCCACGGGGAGGUGGUGCAUCGCAGUGCUGAAAACACCUCAGAGGACUCUCGCCACGUCUACACCUUCCACGUCAUGGAGAGCCAGGACACCCGCUGGAGCCCGGACAACUGGUUGCAGCCCACUGAAGAGCUCCCUUUCCCGCCUCUCUACACUAAAUGAAGGAUCUUUUAUUGCCGCUGCAGUUCAAGGAAAGACAGAAGAUCUUUUCUGAACGUAUGAACGGUUAUUACCACAGAAAAUGUGGCGCCAUGUUUCAUGGCUUGUUUUCUAUCCUCUAGAACACCAGCUGUUUCUCUGAGCCACAGUACAAGUUAAUGAAUAUAUCAAUGUUUUUAAAUUACAAGAAAAUUAAUAGUAAACAUUUUUUAACUUUUUGAUCAACUUUCCAUGGAAACGUCACAAUUUAACACAUUUAUUCAGCAGCUCCUCAUUAACAUUCUCAUUCUUCUUCAUUGUCAUCUUUUCAAAUUUAUGUCAAAACAAGAUGGCAGAUUCCUAUUUUUAUACAGACAAACGAUAAGCAAUUCUAUUUUCAAGUAUGUUCAUGUUAAGACACAACUUAAAUGGAUAAACUACUAAAAUUUCUGUGAAUGACUAUCAACAAUGAUAUCCAAACCUCUUAAGUUAAAAAUCAAACUGAGAAACCAAAUAAUUGUUUUUCAAUCUCUCCACACAGUUUCUGCUUCUCAAAUUGAAUAAAAUAGGAGGCAUUUCAGUUUUAUCUUUCUUCUCUGAUGCACUCAACAUGCAAUAUUACAUUUUUCUAAAUGUAAGGAUGAUGGCAAAAACAACGUACUAGUAAGAUCAUGCUGAUAAAUUGUUACAACAUAAAAAAAACACCAAUUACAGAUCAACAUAAACCAUAAGGCC